CUUACUUACAGCUUUAUCUGAAAUAUAUUAAGAAACAAAUAUAUGUACUCGGUGUCAUGUCACCGCUCUAGUGAUCAAUGGUAUUUUAGGCUGAGAUUGUGCAGAAUACAAAUGAAUAUGAUUUACUGCACAGGAACCAUUAUACCAUAAAUGUUUCUACAACAACAUUCUACAUGUAGUAAGAGUCUUUCAGGGUCGCUCUUUAUCUGAAGAACUCUUCUCUAUCGUGAGAACUCUUCCUGAGAUAGAACAUUGGAUCACACAAUAGAUGGGCAAACAACAACUGUCUUUUAUUGAGAACUUUGGUCUCAGUGGAAUAGCUGCAGGUGUCUCGAAAACUGCUGCUGCUCCAAUUGAGCGUGUCAAGCUACUUGUACAGAAUCAAGAUGAGAUGAUCAAAUCAGGACGUCUUGCAAAGCCCUACAAUGGUGUUAUUGACUGCACAGUACGCACAUUCAAAACUGAAGGUAUCCUUCCAUUUUGGCGUGGCAACUUAGCUAAUGUUAUCAGAUAUUUUCCUACACAAGCCCUGAACUUUGCCUUCAAGGAUCAAAUUAAAGCUGCUUUUAAAGCCAGCAAUCAGGACAGUCAUGCAGUAAAGUUUUCCAAGAAUAUUGCAUCCGGUGGUGUAGCAGGAGCUAUGUCUCUGUGCUUUGUUUACUCCCUGGACUAUGCUAGAACAAGGUUGGCAAAUGACUCCAAGGGAUGUGCUAAAAGUGGUGGUCAACGUCAAUUCAAUGGUCUCAUUGAUGUAUACAAGAAGACACUGAAGUCUGAUGGCAUCGUUGGACUCUACAGAGGUUUUGUCAUUUCUUGCGUUGGAAUUGUUGUGUACCGCGGUUGCUAUUUUGGUUUCUAUGACACCCUGAAACCAAUUAUGCUCGGAGACGAUGCUAAUGUGUUUAUGUCAUUUGUCUUGGGUUACUUUGUGACUAUUACAUCUGGUAUUAUCUCCUACCCUAUUGACACAAUACGUAGACGUAUGAUGAUGACAUCUGGAGAGGCAGUCAAGUACAAGGGAUCCAUAGAUUGUGCCAAAACUGUUAUCCAAAGUGAGGGUUUCAUGUCCCUCAUGAAAGGAGCAGGUGCCAACAUAUUGAGAGGUGUAGCUGGUGCUGGUGUCUUGGCUGGAUUUGAUGCCUUCAAACAAGCAUAUAUUAGAAUGAAAAAUCAAUAAUACCUUGAAAGUAACAUUUCAGUAAAAUAACAUAAUCUACUCAGACAUUCCUUACUCAAAAACUCUUACAUUGAUAUUUAGAAAAUGCUCAAGUUUAUAUUUCAGAUAUUUUUUACAGAUUUUACACCUAAUAGGGCUAUAGCAUUACAAUAUUAAUUGAAAUCUUUAUAUCUAUUUAUUUUGAGAAAUAAACUCAUUAACUCAAUAAA
Messenger RNA from Owenia fusiformis, 1386 nucleotides. NCBI's taxonomy places the organism in Eukaryota, Metazoa, Annelida, Polychaeta, Sabellida, Oweniidae. The record is from the annotation of a GenBank genome assembly.